Messenger RNA from Mirounga angustirostris (Northern elephant seal), 2772 nucleotides. It is a transcript of the gene PTPN6, whose product is annotated as protein tyrosine phosphatase non-receptor type 6. The record is from RefSeq and is a predicted model, not a curated record. Gene Ontology annotation, molecular function: non-membrane spanning protein tyrosine phosphatase activity; phosphotyrosine residue binding. Gene Ontology annotation, biological process: mitotic cell cycle; intracellular signal transduction; cell differentiation. Gene Ontology annotation, cellular component: cytoplasm. The transcript is spliced from 16 exons. NCBI's taxonomy places the organism in Eukaryota, Metazoa, Chordata, Mammalia, Carnivora, Phocidae. Bases 795 to 2582 code for a protein of 595 amino acids.
AGUCUCCCCUUCCCGGCAACCCCCAGUGGACCAGUGGUCCCAGCCUCUGUCCUUGGAAGCCCUCAGGGCUGGCAUUCAGUAGCUAGAGUCACUGGCUUUGGAACCCGUGUGUGGGGUUACAUCCCAGUGCCGCCACUUACGGACUGGCCGGCCCCAAGGCAAGUUCCCCACAUGCUCUGAGCCUCAGGUUCCUUGUCUGUAGAAUGGGGAUAGAGAUGCACCUGCUUCACGGGGCUCUUGUGAGGAAUAAAUCAGCUAAGGCACAUCAAAGACAUCAUAGCACAGCGCCUGGCAUCCAUGAAAUGAGACUUGUCACCGUCACAUCAUCAUGAGCCUGGACCAGGGCGGGCUGCGUGGAAGCGGCUGGUGGGGGAAGACGAGAUGGCCUGCGGCCGUGUGGGCUCAUGUUUAUGAAGCACGGCCUUCGCCGGUAGGGCGCAAGGCACGUCUGUGUCCUUAUUUCGUGUGUCGUCACGCUCGCGGAGGGCCAUGCUCCCAAGGCCUUUGAUGGCAGACGUGUGGGAAGUGGGCCCCAUCCCCACCCCCACUGCCACCCUGCUUUGCGUCUCUUCGCUCUGCUCUAAAACGAGAAGUACAGUGAGUUCCCCCAAGGGGUCGGCCGCGCCCCUUCCUGUCCCCGCCCUGCCGGCUGCCCCCGGCCAGUGGAGUGGCAGCCCCAGCACCAGGACCGCCAGGGCUGUGAGGCGGCCUGGUAGCCCCAGAGUUCUCGGUCCGCCCGGACUGCCCCGCACACCUCCUCCCCUGCACCCUCUUCCCCUCAGGGAGCCCCCAGGAUGGUGAGGUGGUUUCACCGAGACCUCAGCGGGCUGGACGCGGAGACCCUGCUCAAGGGCCGCGGCGUCCAUGGGAGCUUCUUGGCUCGGCCCAGUCGCAAGAACCAGGGUGACUUCUCCCUCUCCGUCAGGGUGGGGGAUCAGGUGACCCAUAUUCGGAUCCAGAACUCGGGCGAUUUCUAUGACCUGUAUGGAGGCGAGAAGUUUGCGACGCUGACAGAGCUCGUGGAGUACUACACACAGCAGCAGGGCGUCCUGCAGGAUCGAGAUGGCACCAUCAUCCACCUCAAGUACCCGCUGAACUGUUCCGACCCCACCAGUGAGAGGUGGUACCAUGGUCACAUGUCUGGGGGGCAGGCAGAGACACUGCUGCAGGCCAAGGGUGAGCCCUGGACAUUUCUGGUGCGUGAGAGUCUCAGCCAGCCUGGAGAUUUUGUGCUGUCCGUGCUCAGCGACCAGCCCAAGGCUGGCCCAGGCUCCCCGCUCAGAGUCACUCAUAUCAAGGUCAUGUGUGAGGGUGGACGCUACACCGUGGGUGGUUCAGAGACCUUUGACAGCCUCACAGACCUGGUGGAGCAUUUCAAGAAGACAGGGAUCGAGGAGGCCUCGGGUGCAUUCGUCUACCUGCGGCAGCCAUACUAUGCCACUCGGGUGAAUGCAGCUGACAUUGAGAAUCGGGUCUUGGAACUCAACAAGAAGCAGGAGUCGGAGGACACAGCCAAAGCCGGCUUCUGGGAGGAGUUUGAGAGUCUGCAGAAGCAGGAGGUAAAGAACUUGCACCAGCGUCUGGAAGGGCAGCGGCCAGAGAAUAAGAGCAAGAACCGUUACAAGAACAUUCUCCCGUUUGACCAUACCCGAGUGAUCCUGCAGGGACGCGACAGUAACAUCCCUGGGUCCGACUACAUCAACGCCAACUACGUCAAGAACCAGCUGCUAGGCCCCGAUGAGAACACUAAGACCUACAUUGCCAGCCAGGGCUGCCUGGAGGCCACAGUCAACGACUUCUGGCAGAUGGCAUGGCAGGAGAACACCCGCGUCAUCGUCAUGACCACCCGAGAGGUGGAGAAAGGCCGGAACAAGUGUGUCCCAUACUGGCCGGAGGUGGGCACGCAGCGCGUCUACGGACCCUACGUGGUAACCAAUUGCAGGGAGCACGACACAGCGGAGUACAAGCUCCGUACCUUACAGGUCUCCCCGCUGGAGAAUGGGGACCUGGUUCGAGAGAUCUGGCACUACCAGUACCUGAGCUGGCCUGACCAUGGGGUCCCCAGUGAGCCUGGGGGUGUCCUCAGCUUCCUGGACCAGAUCAACCAGCGGCAGGAAAGUCUGCCUCACGCGGGACCCAUCAUUGUGCACUGCAGCGCAGGCAUUGGCCGCACGGGCACCAUCAUCGUCAUCGACAUGCUCAUGGAGAGCAUCUCCACCAAGGGGUUGGACUGUGACAUCGACAUCCAGAAGACGAUCCAGAUGGUGCGGGCGCAGCGCUCGGGCAUGGUGCAGACGGAGGCGCAGUACAAGUUCAUCUAUGUGGCCAUUGCCCAGUUCAUCGAAACCACCAAGAAGAAGCUGGAGGUCAUGCAGUCCCAGAAGGGCCGGGAGUCAGAGUACGGGAACAUCACCUACCCCCCAGCCAUGAAGAACGCCCAUGCCAAGGCCUCCCGCACCUCUUCCAAACACAAGGAGGAUGUAUAUGAGAACUUGCACAGUAAGAACAAGAAGGAGGAGAAGAUGAAGAAGCAGCGGUCGGCGGACAAGGAGAAGAGCAAGGGUUCCCUUAAGAGGAAGUGAGCCAGGCCUCAGGCCUGAUCCCUGCAGAGGCCUCCCGUGGACCAACCCACAGCCGGAACCUGGGAGCCCGCCCCCAUUCUAUUGUAAUUUAAAUGGCUGCGUCCCUACUUCCCUCUUCCUGACCCUGUAUAUAGCCCAGCAAGGCCCCAGGCAGUGCCGGGGCCCUUUAUUCUUGUAAAUAAAGCCCUUA